AUGCCAUUGCCUAGUGGACCUACGCGCUUCCUGCCGUUCAGCCAAUUGUUCGAAGCUGGUUAUAUGACAACCCGGUACCAGGAUUACUUCCACGCCAGCUACGUGUCGGUGGAACUGGUGAAGGGCGACGGCAUAUUUUUCAAUCCGUCCAUUUUUCACGCCGCCGGUGAAAACACAACGAACCACUUCUAUCGAAACGCUCACCUUAUUCAAAUCAACAGCAACUUCGGUAAGCCUUCCGAGUUCGUUAACAGCUGCUGGGAUCUAUUGGUAGAAGAGUACCGGAAGAACGGAUACAACGCCCAAGUGUAG
Rhinocladiella mackenziei CBS 650.93 is the source of this 312-nucleotide messenger RNA. RefSeq lists its product as uncharacterized. Lineage: Eukaryota; Fungi; Ascomycota; Eurotiomycetes; Chaetothyriales; Herpotrichiellaceae. The record is from RefSeq and is a predicted model, not a curated record. The transcript has a single exon. The coding region runs from base 1 to 312 and encodes 103 amino acids.